GCUAACGACACGUACAUUGAUGCUACUUAACGAAGCUAACUAUCUAGCUAUGUUAGCACAGUUUGGAGUUAGCGUCUGGAUUAAAAUGAAACAGGUGGAGCAGAGUGAACUAGAUCAUCCAGAACCUGGAUCCAGUUCUAGACCAACAGGAAGAGGAGGUGAUAGGGCGGCCAUCUUGGCUCUACAUCAUCUUCAUCAUCACCUUCAUCAUCAUCAUCUUCAUCAUCAUCAUCAUCACUCUGACCUUCAUCACCAUCAUCUUCAUCAUCUUCAUCACCUUCAUCAUCAUCCUCAUCUUCACCUUCAUCAUCAUCAUCAUCCUCAUCUUAUUAAUGUUCAAACUGAACAUGAUGUUGAUCCGCCUCCAGAAUAAAACUCCUCUCUUCCUUCUCUUCCUCCUCUUCCUGCUCUUCCUGCUCUUCCUCUCAUGCCCCUCGCCCCCACCCCACCCCAGUGGGCGGGGUCUCUUUUCUCCCUCGGAUGUGGACCAGAGGAGCGGUCACUGCUGCGGACUGAUCUCAGCGAUGGAGGAGGCGAGCGAGGACCGACUGCAGCUCAUGGCGGUGAGAUCACCUACAGUCAGUGAACACAACAUGAACGAGAAGAGGAAGUGGCAGACAGAGCUGGAGAACAAGAGGCGUCAGCUGGAGGACGACAGGAGAGCUCUGCAGCAUCUGAGGUCGAAGGCUCUGAGGGAGCGCUGGCUUCUGGACGGAGCGCCCUCUGCUGGACCUGAACAGGACGACGUCAAGAAACAGCUGGAGCAGGACGAGGCCAAGACCAGGAGUCUGGAGGAGGCCAUCAACAAGUUGGAGCAGGAACUGGUCAGUUUGGAGUCGAGAGCUUUGAUUCUGGAACCGACACCUUCUGCUCCAAUAAAACAUUCAACUGUGGCGUCAGGAUCAGUCACAGAGGUCAAAGUUCACAAAAGUCCUCGAAUGAACAAACCCAGAGAAGCGACACAGGAGAUGAAGAGAGUGGUCCAUGAGAUGAACGGUGAAGACGGCGUCCACCUGCUCAGCUCCACCGAGGUCGAGGAGCUCAUCCACAAAGCAGACGAAGCCUCCAUGAUGUCGCCUACUGUCCCCUCUCUCCCCACGGUGGAGGUCCAGGAGGAGCUCGGUCCAGACUCAGUUCCUGAGUCAGUUCCCCUGGUUGCAGCCGAGAUCACGGGGCUGGAGGCCAAACCAGGCGGCGAGCCCAGCGUGGACGAGGCCAGUGCUGAGAACCCGGUGACCAUGGUGUUCAUGGGAUACCAGAGUGUGGAGGACGAGGCUGAGACCAAGAAGGUGCUGGGGCUGCAGGGGACGGUGAAGGCCGAGCUGGUGCACAUCGACAACGGGAAGACGCCACCGGCAGAAGAGACGGAUCAAGAACCAACUCCUCCCGCCGCCAUCAGCAAGCUGCCGACCUCCAAACCUCGAGAGACGGCGGGGGAGGCCAGGGGAGGAGCGGCGCCCAUAAAGAAGGAGACGGCGGGGGAGGCCGGGGGAGGAGCGGCGCCCAUAAAGAAGGAGACGGCGGGGGAGGCCGGGGGAGGAGCGGCGCCCAUAAAGAAGGAGACGGCGGGGGAGGCCAGGGGAGGAGCGGCGCCCAUAAAGAAGGAGAAGCAGCCGUGUAAGUGCUGCAGCAUCAUGUGAUGAAUAUAAUAUGAAAAUAAAAAGGGCCGAGACUCUAAACUACAGGAACUUAACUCCUCCCACUGCCUGCAGCUCCGCCUCUAACAUCAUGACAUCACUUCCUGUUCUUCAUUCCCAUCAAUUUUAUAAACACUUUCUUUACUUUUUCUAUUUUCUUGAAGCCUUGUUACUUUUGUACUCCUCAUGUUUCCAGCUGCAGCAUUAGCAUUAGCAUUAGCGACGCAGUGCUGAUAUUUUUACUCCUCUUCUCCAUUUUGUCUUCAUUUCCUCUUUCAUGUCUAAACCCUGAGGUCCCUGCUGCCAGAACCUUCUGAUUGAUCAUCCAGAUGAGUCAACUGGUUCAGGUUCUUCCAGAUGUUGAGAGUCCAGGAAACACUGUGACGUUCCAUCAUCCAGCUUCAGACCGUUUUCUCUGUCCAGUGAAAUGUUGUCGUCCUCACAGAAAACCUCUAUCAACAUUGUCCUCCUCACUCUGGAUGCAGACCGACUAUAUUCACGUCUACAUUUACAGCUUGAGCUCCUUCAAACAGCUGAUGUGAUGUUGGACUCGUCCUUGUGUUCGUGUCUUUAAUCCAACGAGACCGAGGGAAGAAGACAAAUAUCCUGACUCCUGACGAUUUAUUCCUAAAAACGCUGAGAAAGGUUUAAUGUUUGAAAGCGUCUCCAGGCUCUUUAUUGGAUGAAAAACCCUCUGACGUCACAGAUGUUCGAGGAUCUUUGACUCCUAAUAAUAAUAAGAUCAGAUACAUUCACUGGACAAAUAGACGAACAUGAGGACGUGUUCACUGAAGCAUUAAAACAGUGGUAAUAAUAAUAAUACUAAUAAACAUCACAUCAUAUUUAUUCAUCAGUGACAGGACGUAGACAUGUGACAACAUGAGGAGGAGUUUUAUUUAUGUGAAUUCUGACUUUAGUUUGAGCUUCAUUCACUUUAUCACGACAUAAAUAAUCUGAACAGUAAAUGUUUGAGUCCAGGAGUUAAACGUCUGAUGUGUGAGUUUAAAGAUGAAACAUUAAACUCCUCCUCACAUAGAACGAGUCUGUUAAUAUUUAUUUUACAUUUCCACUCUAACCUCAGACGUCAUCGGGUCUGAAUGUCUGGUGGACGGUUCAGGUCUUUACCGCCUGGAGGUCACAUGACACCUGGACCUGGUUCUGGAGGAACCUGCUCUGACCCUGUUCUUCAGCUUUCAGUCUGUGUGUGGUCGAAGGUCCCUCCAGGAACGUGGUCCUGGUGCAUCAGUUCUGGAGAAGAACCUCUGAUGAAACGUGUGACUCUGUUAUUUCACUGCUGCUCUGUCAUUAAAGGCUUCAAACCCAGGUCCUCCUGGCUCCGUG
Messenger RNA from Mugil cephalus (flathead mullet), 2978 nucleotides. RefSeq names its product paralemmin 1a (gene palm1a). The record is from RefSeq and is a predicted model, not a curated record. Gene Ontology annotation, biological process: regulation of cell shape. The coding region runs from base 333 to 1640 and encodes 435 amino acids. Gene Ontology annotation, cellular component: membrane. Lineage: Eukaryota; Metazoa; Chordata; Actinopteri; Mugiliformes; Mugilidae. The transcript has 8 exons.